AUGCCGCCCAAGCGCAAGGCACAGCAAGCCGAGAACGGAGAUAUUGAGAUAAAAAAACUUCGCAAUCGAGUAUCUCAACAGGCUUUUCGCCGUCGACAGUCGGAGUAUAUUAAACAACUCGAACGCAAGGCCAAGGCUUACAAACCGGACAACGAGCGCAUUAUUGAGCUUGAAGAAGAAAACACCUCGCUUCGUGAAAGCCUGAUACAAUGUCACACGAAAUUGGAGAGCCUGCGCACGACAAUAUGCACGCUUAGUGACGGCGUUGCGCGCACAUGA
This is a messenger RNA of Penicillium antarcticum, 279 nucleotides long. RefSeq lists its product as uncharacterized. NCBI's taxonomy places the organism in Eukaryota, Fungi, Ascomycota, Eurotiomycetes, Eurotiales, Aspergillaceae. Gene Ontology annotation, cellular component: RNA polymerase II transcription regulator complex. Gene Ontology annotation, molecular function: DNA-binding transcription activator activity, RNA polymerase II-specific; transcription cis-regulatory region binding. The transcript has 2 exons. The record is from RefSeq and is a predicted model, not a curated record. The coding region runs from base 1 to 279 and encodes 92 amino acids.